UUAAACCCUAUCACCAAAGUCAAAACCCCAGAAAAACCUUUUUUUUCUUUCUCUUCUGCCAAGACCUCUCAACAAUCAGAGCACGAUGAUGCGUCAAGGUGGGGCCAGGCUCGCCGGAUCUAUGCUGGCCGCGUUCGACGCGCGCCUCUUCUCUCACUCCGCCACCGCCGCCCGUGGCGUGGCCAACGGAAAAUCUGUUUUGGCCGGAAUCAUGAACGGGAACGCGACCAAUACGUUAGGCGCGAGUUGGAUCGCCGGCGUCCGGAACUUCAGCGCCGUGGCGCAGCAGCAGCAGCAGGUGGAGAACGGUAAGCCAAGUAUUUCCAUUAGUGAGAACGAUAAGGCCGAGAAGAAGGAGAUUGUGAGUUAUUGGGGCGUGCCGUCUGGGAAGAUUGUGAAAAAGGAUGGCACCGAUUGGAGGUGGACUUGCUUUAGGCCAUGGGAGGCGUACCAAGCGGAUCUUUCAAUUGAUCUGAAGAAGCACCACGUGCCCGCUACGUUUAUGGACAAAUUGGCUUUUUGGACCGUCAAAUCCCUCAGAUGGCCGACUGACUUGUUCUUUCAGAGGCGAUAUGGAUGCCGGGCAAUGAUGCUAGAAACUGUAGCUGCUGUUCCGGGCAUGGUGGGAGGCUUGUUGCUGCACUGCAAGUCACUGAGGCGCUUCGAGCAAAGCGGCGGUUGGAUCAAAGCCCUGCUGGAAGAAGCUGAGAAUGAGCGUAUGCACCUCAUGACCUUCAUGGAGGUAUCCGACCCCAGGUGGUACGAGCGCGCUCUUGUGUUUACUGUCCAAGGUGUUUUCUUCAAUGCUUACUUCUUGGGCUAUAUCAUCUCUCCGAAAUUCGCUCACCGUGUGGUGGGUUACCUCGAGGAGGAGGCAAUACACUCGUACACCGAGUUCCUCAAGGAACUCGACAAGGGCACUAUCGAGAACGUGCCGGCUCCGGCCAUUGCCGUUGAUUACUGGCAGCUGCCGGCGGACUCAACCUUACGCGAUGUUGUCAUGGUUGUGAGAGCGGAUGAGGCUCACCACCGCGAUGUCAACCACUUUGCAGCUGACAUACAUUAUCAAGGACGUGAGUUGAGGGAGUCUCCUGCUCCACUUGGUUAUCACUGAGAGCCUAUAAUUUUGGGUUGCUUACUAUGAGGAAAGUGUGAGAAUUUCUUAAUAUCAAUAAGUAUUUUUCAGAAGUGAUGAUGGUAUCCGGCAUAUGCAUAUGGUCUGUAUUAUCAAUUUGAUUUUGUUGUAAAUACGUUAUGGAGUUAUUUGGGUGUGAACAUCUCCCUUUUCACUAAGGUUGUGGAGUUCUAUUUGUCAAUUAAAGUUGACCAAGGAACGAGUUUGUGAAAAAUGUAAGUGAUAAAUUAAGUUGAAAAAAAAUUAGGGUUAAAUACGUUUAACCCCGUGUGGUUUAACGUCUUUA
Messenger RNA from Alnus glutinosa, 1421 nucleotides. Its product is annotated as ubiquinol oxidase 2, mitochondrial-like. The record is from RefSeq and is a predicted model, not a curated record. NCBI's taxonomy places the organism in Eukaryota, Viridiplantae, Streptophyta, Magnoliopsida, Fagales, Betulaceae. The transcript has 4 exons. Gene Ontology annotation, cellular component: mitochondrion. Gene Ontology annotation, molecular function: alternative oxidase activity. Gene Ontology annotation, biological process: alternative respiration. The coding region runs from base 86 to 1114 and encodes 342 amino acids.